AUGGAUUCUUCUGUUGCACAAAUGAGUUGUGUUCUGAAAGUAAGCAUCAAUUGUGAAGCAUGCAGGAAAAAGAUCUAUGAAGUCUUGCAGAAUAUUUAUGGUGUGUAUAAAAUUAACAUAGAUGCAGAGGGAGGAACGGUAAAAGUUUCAGGGAAAGUAAAUCCAAGUACACUUCUAAUGGUGUUGGAAGGGUCAGGGAAACAUGCAGAAGUAAAAAGUGUUACGUUCGACGGUGAGGUCAAGAACGAUUGGGGUGGGGGAUACGAUUAUUUUGGAGAGGCUGGAUAUGGUUAUGGUUAUAACCCUUAUGGAGUGGCGCCACCGCCAUUUUAUCCCUAUCCGCCGUAUGGAGGGUAUGACUACCACUGGUAUGAUCCCGGUCGUCUCAAAAUGAUGCCAUUGCCAGCGCUGCCCCCACCACCAUUGGCGUUACCUUCGUCAUCGCCACCGGUACCACAGCAGUCUCAACCACCACUGCCACUACAAUUACAAUCACAAUCAGUGCCACCACAACCACCAAAAACACCGGCACCACCAAAUCAGGCGCCACGACCACCGCCACCGGCAGCCAAUGCUGCACAGACAAUAGCGAAACCAGCGGCCAAAUCGGAUAAGAAAUCUAAGUGUUGUAUCAUGUAAGGUGCUGAAAUAGGUCUAGGAUAGCUAGACGGCUUAUUGUUCAUUCAUCAUACAAGGAUUUCCCUGAUAAUUAUACCAUGUAAAUUCGGAACUCA
Messenger RNA from Malus domestica (apple), 734 nucleotides. RefSeq names its product heavy metal-associated isoprenylated plant protein 33. NCBI's taxonomy places the organism in Eukaryota, Viridiplantae, Streptophyta, Magnoliopsida, Rosales, Rosaceae. The record is from RefSeq and is a predicted model, not a curated record. Gene Ontology annotation, molecular function: metal ion binding.